Messenger RNA from Penicillium cinerascens, 1821 nucleotides. RefSeq lists its product as uncharacterized. The record is from RefSeq and is a predicted model, not a curated record. Gene Ontology annotation, molecular function: zinc ion binding; DNA binding. Bases 1 to 1821 code for a protein of 606 amino acids. Lineage: Eukaryota; Fungi; Ascomycota; Eurotiomycetes; Eurotiales; Aspergillaceae. Gene Ontology annotation, biological process: DNA-templated transcription. Gene Ontology annotation, cellular component: nucleus. The transcript has 5 exons.
AUGCCGUCUGAUUCUUCACUUGCCUCCGUGGAGGUUCCCAGUCGAAAAUCCUCGUCCGAUGAGGAGGUUGAAAAUAUUAAAUAUGAGCACAGAGAGGCACCUGGUACUGAGAUACCAGCUCUCGCUGCCAAGGGUGAACUCCGCAACCUUGGGUACCUGGCCGAUGAUCAGAACCUGCCAUUUGGAAAUGCCGCGCUCACACCAGCUCUGUCUUCAUCAAACCCGGCCUCGGAGGCCGUCUCUUCCGAGAUGAAGAAUGUCUUGCGGCUUCUGCCCCCGAAACCAUACACAGACAUAUUGAUCCAGCGCUAUCUGGGAGUGAUAAACUUUAACUACUAUUGUUUGUAUCCACCCGCUUUCUCUCAGGACUAUGCUGCCUGGUGGUUGAACCGCGCGAACGGCAAGCCCCUCACACCGGAAUUCACCUGUCUUCUCAUCCGAGUCUGCGCCUGUUCUAUGCAGUAUCUCGAUGCUGAAGUUCAAAAGAGACUCGAGUCAGAAUUGGGCGAAUCGGCCCAAAGCCUUUCAGAAAACUACCACCACGCUGCCAAGCAGCUGAGCAACACCAUUGCCCCAGGCAAGGGCGGUCUGACGCAAAUCCAGCAGUUGUUUCUAACAGCUACCUGGUUCAAGUCAGAGUCGCUCUUUGUAGAGUCCUGGCAUACUCUGAGCUCUUGUAUCCAUGAGGCACAGGAAUUAGGGAUGCACAAGGACUCUCCAAAGGCAGUGCUCUCUGAGUUUGACAUAGAGAUGAGACGGCGCAUUUGGUGUCUUUUAUACGUAUGGGACUGGCAAAUGUCACUAUUACUUUCUCGCCCACCCAUCAUCAACCAGAGCUAUUGUUCGUUUCAAUUACCAAACACACAACUUGAGAGUCAUGCUACGGAAGAUGGUCCGCCUUCUCCUAUCACCCACAUUGCAGCCCAAGUUGAGUUGGGCCGUGUCAUCGGAAGGGUACCAGCAACAAUGGGCGACACAUUCGAUAACAACCAGGCCGAAUCGCUCAAAUCAGAUAUAGAAAGGUGGUUUGCUUCGCUUCCUUCUGCCUACCAAGAAACAGACCCAGACACCCAAUGGGACAACGAGCAUUUAUAUCUGCCCCUUCAACGCCGCCAAUUACACGCCAUAGGCUACAUGACGAUGUUGUUGCCAUAUAAAGCAUACCUCACUCGAACCUACGACUCGAAAAGCACCGAUGUCGACCGAUUCCGCCGAGAAACUGCAGUCGACAUUGCUCUGCAUCUAAUGGAAGUCUCACAUCGACUUUUCGACCACGUUUUCCCUCUCAACGCCAAAUUCCAUCUGGUAACAUUCUUGAUAUUUGACACUGGAGCCUAUUUAUGCUCUGCAAUUAUCCAUGACAAAGGCCGCAGACUUCCACGCCGUGACAACGUUAUCCAAGCCAUUGGUCUCGCAUGCUCAUUAACGGGCAAGCUUGCUCCAAUCACCAAGACUGGAGCCAUCUGUUAUCGAGUGCUGUCAAGACUGGCCAAAAGUCUGUUAACAUCCGCAAACAAGGCCACCUCCCUGACAAGAGUUGAGGGGCAAACCUCCCAGAUGGAUGAUGGACAAUUUGGACCUUCGCCAAACCUAGAUGGUCUUUCUUUUGGUGACUCCUUUUCUCCAGAAUCACUGUCCUCUCUUGAUUCGAUGGCUGCUGAGAUAUUUUUGCCUGCUUCAUUGGAUCUACCUGUGCCUGGGAUGGACACCCCUCCUUUCAUGGGAGUGGGCGACUUUACCAAUCUGGAUGUCGGCCAGUUCGAUCAGAUUUGGGACUGGCAAAAUUUGGAUUUGACUUUAUUGCCUUCUCUUUCUGCGUGA